Messenger RNA from Hippocampus comes (tiger tail seahorse), 1932 nucleotides. RefSeq names its product retinol dehydrogenase 12. The transcript has 6 exons. Bases 292 to 1338 code for a protein of 348 amino acids. Lineage: Eukaryota; Metazoa; Chordata; Actinopteri; Syngnathiformes; Syngnathidae. The record is from RefSeq and is a predicted model, not a curated record.
CACGGGAGACGCAUUACAAAGGACGACCUGGCGCAGAUGUUGAAAGAUAAUGAAGCCAAUGAUGGGCAUGACCAGAAAAGCUUGCAAACGAACCACAUCGAGCGUCAAAGGCUUAAACGGAACUAUUACGAUAGCCUCGAUGAAUCAGUAACUAACUACAUAUGGUCACAUGGUAAUGAGCUCGGUGAUCACUCCUACUUACCGUGAACCGGUUCACAUCGUCACGUCAAACUUGGAGCUUCAGAAGUCAUCUAUCUCUUUGUGCUUCUCCCCAAGCACGCUGGCAGUACCAUGAACUGGCUGGAUGUGAUCGCUCACCCGCUGUGGAUGGUCCCCACGCUGCUGCUGUGGAUGGUGGGGCGCCGGCAGCGCAGAGGGACGUGGGACCCGCGAGCCUGCCCCACGCAGCUCAAAGGGAAGACGGCGAUAGUGACAGGAGGCAAUUCAGGGAUCGGAAAGUUCAUCGCCAUGGACUUUGCUCGCCGGGGUGCCCGGGUCAUUCUGGCUUGUCGAAGUGUGUCCCGUGGCGCAGCGGCAGCUCAAGAAAUCCAAGCACAAACGGGAAACCCCGACGUGCACGUGCGUCAGGUGGACCUUUCUUCUCUGGAUUCUGUCAGAGAAUUUACUGAGAAGAUUCUGGAGGAGGAACGUGCUCUUCACAUCCUCGUCAACAAUGCUGCGGUGUCAGGUUUACCCCGGGAGAUUACCAAAGAUGGGUUUGAUGUUUCUUUUGCAACCAAUCAUUUGGGGCCUUUCCUUCUCACCAACCAACUACUUGGUAGGAUUCGAGACGUCCUUCGAAUGUGUGUCAAGAGUUUUGGUAGAGCGCUGGUAAACCUGAAUGUUGCGCAAUUGUCAAACCUGAUCAAAAAUUCCGCCCCAGCACGCAUUGUCACUGUCAGCUCCAUCAACCACAAAAAGGGUGAAGUGGACUUUUCUCAUUUUCGUGGGGAAAAUGUCACUUACAACCUCGAUCGAGUUUACAACCACACCAAGUUGCACAACAUCAUCUGCACGAACGAGUUAGCGCGGAGGCUUCGAGGAUCAGGCGUCACGGCCAACUCGGUCCAUCCUGGUAUUGUCAUGACGGGAAUGAUGAGGCACUACCCCUUCAGGAUUCGUUGUAUCUUCAACCUCAUUGGACAGUUCUUUUUCAAGUCUGCAGAAGAGGGGGCAGUCAGCGCCAUCUACUGCGCCGUGUCAGAGGAAGCCGAAGGCAUCAGCGGAAAGUAUUUUGACAGCGACUGCUCCAUUGUCCUCCCCGCCCCCUUGGCCCGAGACUCGGCCCUGGCAGUCAAGGACUUUGAGAUUUGCGAAAGACUGACAUCGAAGCUGUGAAACAAUGUUCCUCCUGAUAACAGAAAGGAGGUCCAAUUGCCUACGCGUGAUGUUGUUAAAGCGGCUGCUCUGACUUUUAAGCCCUCAGGUUGUGUUUAAUGCGCCAAGAUAGAACACUGCCAUGUUUAUAAAUUGAGCCGAGUGUGUCUAUCUUCAUUAAAUGUAGUCUGCCUUGUAUGCUGCCUUUUUUUGUUUUUUUAUUUAAUAACUGACGGAUAUUGGCAGGGGUCAUCAGCGUUUUUUGAAACUGAGCGACAUGACCUCUCAAAUCACCUUUCAUAGUGUUAUUAUUCAUGAUUAAUCAUAUUCAUAUUUGUGAAGGCGCUCAUCGUGUUAAUGCUUCCUAUUUUUAGAAUUGGAUUAGUAGCGGUAAAGACACGCCUCACUGAAUUUCCUGAAAAGCAGUUUUUUUAUUUGAAUUACUAGCAGUGGUUAGUUUUCAAACUUGUACUACCGGUAAUUGCUUCUAAGAUGAAAAAAAAAGUCAUAUUUUUCAUAUCAACAUGUCUUUACCGUUCUGGGUCCCCAAACAAAGUUCCCAUGAUUUGCAAAAAGGGGGACAUUGCGCAAUGUGCCUUUUCCAUGAAAACUAGC